AUGGACUUACACCGGGCAGCCUUCAAGAUGGAGAACUCAUCCUAUCUUCCCAACCCUUUGGCAUCCCCAGCGCUGAUGGUCUUGGCAUCCACUGCUGAGGCCAGCCGGGAUGCCUCUAUCCCUUGUCAGCAGCCACGACCCUUUGGUGUGCCUGUCUCAGUAGACAAGGACGUUCAUAUUCCCUUUACUAAUGGCUCCUACACCUUUGCCUCUAUGUACCAUCGGCAAGGUGGGGUGCCGGGCACUUUUGCCAAUCGUGAUUUCCCCCCUUCUUUACUACACCUACACCCUCAGUUUGCUCCCCCCAAUCUAGAUUGCACCCCAAUCAGUAUGCUAAACCACAGUGGUGUGGGGGCAUUCCGUCCCUUUGCUUCCACGGAGGACCGGGAGAGCUAUCAGUCAGCCUUUACGCCAGCCAAGAGACUCAAGAACUGCCAUGACACAGAGUCUCCCCACCUGCGCUUCUCAGAUGCAGAUGGCAAGGAAUAUGACUUUGGGACACAGCUGCCAUCCAGUUCCCCCGGUUCACUUAAGGUUGAUGACACCGGGAAGAAGAUCUUUGCUGUGUCUGGCCUCAUCUCUGACCGGGAAACAUCCUCGAGCCCAGAGGAUCGGAAUGACAGAUGUAAGAAGAAAGCAGUAGCGUUGUUUGACAGCCAAGCCCCGAUCUGCCCCAUCUGCCAAGUCCUGUUGAGGCCCAGCGAGUUGCAGGAGCAUAUGGAGCAGGAGCUGGAGCAGCUGGCCCAACUGCCUGCCGGCAAAAAUUCCCUUCUGAAGGAUGCCAUGGCUCCAGGCACCCCCAAGUCCCUCCUGUUGUCUGCUUCCAUCAAGAGGGAAGGAGACUCUCCAACGGCAUCACCACACUCUUCUGCCACCGAUGACCUGCACCACUCAGACAGAUACCAGCUCCUGGCUUGCCCGGGUCUCUUCAUCAUCGGGCCAACUGACUUCUUGGCAGUCACAGCGUCUCGUCUGAGAGUGCAAACCAAGGCUACCGCCCUCAGUUUCCCCGUCUGUCUAAUGGAGGGUUACGUUUUUGUGCUGACUGGGGUGUGGUCUCGGAUUGGGAAAAUGAAACGGAGGAAGCAAGAUGAAGGGCAGGUAUGUCCCCUGUGCAACCGCCCCCUGGCAGGAUCGGAGCAGGAGAUGAGUAGGCAUGUGGAGCAUUGCCUUUCUAAGAGGGAAGGCCCCUGCAUGGCCGAGGACGAUGCUGUGGACAUGGAGCCGGAGAACAGCAGCCGCUUUGAGGAGUAUGAGUGGUGUGGGCAGAAGCGGAUACGGGCCACCACACUCCUGGAAGGUGGCUUCCGAGGUUCCGGCUUCGUCAUGUGCAGUGGCAAAGAAAACCCAGACAGUGAUGCUGACCUGGAUGUGGAUGGAGAUGACACUCUGGAGUAUGGGAAACCACAAUACACAGAGGCCGAUGUCAUCCCUUGCACAGGAGAAGAGCCUGGUGAAGCCAAGGAGAGAGAGGCACUCCGGGGUGCAGUCCUAAAUGGUGGCCCCCCCAGCACCCGUAUCACACCUGAGUUCUCUAAAUGGGCUAGUGAUGAGAUGCCAUCCACUAGCAAUGGUGAAAGCAGCAAGCAGGAGGCCAUGCAGAAGACCUGCAAGAACAGUGACAUUGAGAAAAUCACUGAAGAUUCCGCUGUAACUACAUUUGAGGCCCUGAAGGCUCGUGUCAGGGAGCUUGAACGGCAGCUAUCUCGGGGGGACCGAUACAAAUGCCUCAUUUGCAUGGACUCAUACUCGAUGCCCCUAACGUCGAUCCAGUGUUGGCAUGUGCACUGUGAAGAGUGCUGGCUGCGGACUCUGGGUGCCAAGAAGCUCUGCCCUCAGUGCAACACCAUCACAGCGCCUGGAGACCUGCGGAGGAUCUACUUGUGAGCUAGCCAUCCAGGCAGGCCUUGCGUUGAGCAACCCCACCUGCCCCAGCCUCUGUGACAGUGAACCCCUCUCCCUUUGUACAUAAUUGCACACAGGUUCCCCGUGUACAUACAUGCACAUACACACCCAAACACACAUAUAGGACUCUGGAGCCAGAGUGGAGCAGCCCUUCCUGCUUGCUCCUUCUGAACUUGGGGACCAUGCCUCUUUUGGCUCUGUUUCCAGUGUGGGCAGGAAGGUAGGGAUGGGGAGUAGCAGGGCAAGGCUCUUGAGAUCCAUCCCCUAGACUGACAGACAGACAUGCAAACACCAGACUGAAGCACAUGUAAUAUAGACUGUGUAUGUUUACAAUGUUGUGUAUAAAUGGGACACUUUGCCCUCUACCGCCUCCCCUUUGGUUGUACGAUUUUCUUUUUUUUAAUGACUCCUGGAAGCAGUGCCCCCUUCGGGGCUGGCUGGGGGCUCGGCCCAUCCACCUCUUAAGGUGCCUGCCUUUCCCUCUCCCAUGGCCUCCCUCCCCUUUCCCAUGUGCUCGGUGUUCAGUGGUGUAUGUGUCUUCUCCCAGACACGGGCCAUGUGCCCAAGGAUAUGAUCCUCUCCUUAGUCUUAGCUCAUGGGGCUCAUUAUGAGGAGCUGGGGUAGAGUGGAAAAUGGGACCGAGCAGAAACAGGCUGCAGUCCGGCUGGCUGAGGGUGCCUGGCUGCCCAGCCUGCUGUUGAGAACAACUCCUGGGAAUAGAACGCGGCUACCAGGGGAAGUGCCGCCUCCCUUGCCCUCCUGUGGGCCCUAUGGUGUGAUGCUGUGUCUGUAUAUUCUAUACAAAGGUACUUGUCCUUUCCCUUUGUAAACUACAUUUGACAUGGAUUAAACCAGUAUAAACCA
Cricetulus griseus (Chinese hamster) is the source of this 2769-nucleotide messenger RNA. Lineage: Eukaryota; Metazoa; Chordata; Mammalia; Rodentia; Cricetidae. The record is from RefSeq and is a predicted model, not a curated record.